AUGUCCACAUCCGCAAGCGCAAUAUGGCAAAGAAUUCAAAUCAGCACAGAAGCUGAGCAAGAAUUCAAGUUCAUUGACGAGGUAGCGAAACUGUGGAACCUCAAGAUACAUGUGCAAUCAACCCCUCCCUUGAUCAGCUCGAACAGUUCAACCCCUAUGCCCGACUGGAUCACGGACAGGAAUGAGAGCGCUGUCGAGACGCCGCCGUCAUCUGUGUACACUGAUACAACCGAGAACAUCGACCCUUUACUACUCGCCUCUACCGCCACGCCAGAUCAGACGACGAUACAUGAUUUUAUCGAUGGGGAUGAUUUCAUUGGUAUCAAUGAAGGGAAACGCCAUCUGUUGGAAGUGGAUUUUUCAGUCGAGGACGCGGCUGUGAUUCAGAAACGCUUCGUUACGGAGGAGACUAUUAGUGAAGGAAACUUCUCUAGUGUCACGGCUGCCAUGCUUGUCGGCCGCUAG
This is a messenger RNA of Endocarpon pusillum Z07020, 465 nucleotides long. RefSeq lists its product as uncharacterized. NCBI's taxonomy places the organism in Eukaryota, Fungi, Ascomycota, Eurotiomycetes, Verrucariales, Verrucariaceae. The transcript is spliced from 3 exons. The record is from RefSeq and is a predicted model, not a curated record. The coding region runs from base 1 to 465 and encodes 154 amino acids.